AGCGGCGUGCUGCUAGCCGGACAUCAUGAUCUGCCUUAAUUCUUCAUGGCGUGGAUUCAUCAAGGUGCUGGAAACAUUCCUAAUAGAUGUUGGUCCAUAUUGACAUGACAGCAUCCCAAAGUUGCGGUUCCUGUUCCACCACAUCCUAAAUGUGCUUUAUUAAAUUGAAGUCUGAAUGAAGAUGAAGCCUGCCGUGCCGCUUCUCCUCCUGGCCCUGCUCGCUGUCACAGGGCUGAGCCAAGCCCAACUCGGGAACUCUUUCCUGGAUCUCUCCUGGAUCCUUCCCAGUCUCAGUCGGCCGGCGAACCACAGCAGCAUCUUCUACGCAGUGAUGUUUGAUGCAGGGAGCACGGGGACACGCAUUCAUGUCUACACCUUCAUCCAGAGCGACUCAGAGCAGCUCCCUGUGUUGGACAAUGAGAUGUUUCAUUCCAUAAAGCCCGGCUUGUCCGCAUAUGCCGACGUCCCUGAAACGGCUGGACAAACAGUGAGGAUGCUGUUAAAGGUAGCCAAGAGGACGGUGCCUCGUGUGGAGUGGAAGAGAACUCCUUUGGUCCUCAGAGCCACGGCUGGACUUCGGCUGCUGCCCGCACAGAAAGCUCAGGCUCUUCUGGACCAGGUUCAACACGUGUUUGACGAAUCUCCUUUUUUGGUGUCAGACGACGGCGUCAGCAUAAUGAACGGCAAAAAGGAAGGACUCCUGGCUUGGAUAUCGCUGAACUUUCUAACAGGUCACCUGAAAGCGCAAAGCAAGAAGACAGUGGGAAUAUUGGAUCUGGGAGGAGGAUCAACGCAAAUCACUUUCCUGCCCAAACUGAGGAAAACCACUGAAAGUGCUCCUGCUGCUGACUACACUGCUAAGUUUGAUGUCUUAAACUCAACAUUUGAAUUGUACACUCAUAGCUAUCUUGGAAAUGGACUGAUGGCGGCACGAUUGGCCACACUGGGAGCUCUGGGUGCAGAAGGGUUGGAGUGGCAGGUUUUUAAAAGUUCCUGUCUGCCAAAGAAGUUCAGGGAUGAAUGGAGCUUUGGAGGUCUAACCUAUCAAGUGAGCGGGGACCCAGAUGGUUACACAGGAUACAAGCUUUGUUAUCAGGAAGUACUUAAGGUGGUGAAGGGGAUUAUUCAUCAGCCGUACGAGCUUGAAGACACCAAUGUUUUUUAUGCAUUCUCCUAUUACUUUGACAGAGCUGUGGAUGCGGGCCUUAUCGAUGAGGUCCACGGAGGGAUGCUGGAGGUCAGAGACUUCAAGAAGAGAGCCAAAGAGGUGUGCAAUAAGAUGACCAAGUACCCUCCCAUCCACCCUUUCCUGUGUAUGGACAUGACUUACAUCACUUGUCUACUGAAGGAUGGGUUUGGCUUUAAAGAGAACACAGUUUUGCAGCUAACCAAGAAAGUGAAUAACGUGGAGGCUAGCUGGGCACUGGGUGCUACAUUGGAUCACUUCCACUACCUGAAGAUUCACUGAGAAGUGAGGAGCGUACACUGACAAC
Pelmatolapia mariae (spotted tilapia) is the source of this 1493-nucleotide messenger RNA. RefSeq names its product ectonucleoside triphosphate diphosphohydrolase 5-like. The record is from RefSeq and is a predicted model, not a curated record. The coding region runs from base 176 to 1468 and encodes 430 amino acids. The transcript has 15 exons. Gene Ontology annotation, molecular function: hydrolase activity. Lineage: Eukaryota; Metazoa; Chordata; Actinopteri; Cichliformes; Cichlidae.